GAAUGAUGUAAUUGUAAUUUGGUUGUUUUUUUUCUUUUGUUAAAGUGUUUUGCACUUUUUGACCACUGUCAUAAAAAGUAUUUAUUUCUAAAACAAUGUUGACUAUAUGUCAAGCAGCUGCAGUUUAACAGUGGGAAGUCCUUAUUACAGUAUUACCACAAGGCUCCAUUAUUAGCAUUAGCAGUGUACGGCUAUUGCUUCAUCUAUGGGGCUGUUGUGUACAAAAUAUGCAGGAUGAGACCCAGCGCCCAGUUGGCUCCAAACACAUCCUUGAGGUUGCUUCUCCAGGGGCUGCAGUUCUCCAGGAGCUGCCCACUCUGCAUCUGACACCAGGUCUGGCCCCGGGCCACCAGCAGCACCUGCUGGCAGCAGAAACCGGCACAGACAAGCCCGAUGCCCAGCCACACGUACAGCAUCAGGACCAGGAAGAGCUGCACGCCGGAGAUUGUUCCUGAGUUGAGGGUGUUGAAUUGUCGGACGCUCCCUGGGAAGGUGGGAGUUUCUUGUGUUUCUUGGCUGUUGGAAGACAAAAAACACACACGGCAGUAUCGCAUCCCUUCAAUGACGCCUGCCCACCAUCGAGCUUUUUGAGCUCUCCAUUUUGUUGGAUUUUCCUGGUUUCAGUGUCGAGUUCAGUCUGUAUGGGACAUGGAAAUUAAUGGAUCAAUGGAUCAGUUUCAGGCUGCACGGCGCCCAAGUGUUGUUUUUUUCUCCAGGUAUGGUCCAGUGCUGAUGGCUGAAACUGCACUGUUCAUGUCCAGAGCGCCCCCUGUGGAAGGGAGGCCAUUUGAUCUGAACAUACAGGGCCUCCUUGACUCCCACGGGGAUGACAACAGCACGGCUGAGAGAUGCUACCGCGCACACUCUCGCAGCAGUGUACUACAGGGUCUGCCGUUUGGGGGGGUGCCCACUGUCUUGGCUAUCAAUGUGGUCAUGUGGAUGUUCCUUUUGCUGAUUUUCUCCUGUCUGAGGAAGGCAGCUUGGGACUAUGGUCGUCUGGCUCUGUUGAUGGAGAAUGACAGCCUUACGUCGUUGUUUUAUGGAGAACCAAGUGAGAAAGAGAAGUCUCCUUCGGAGUCCAGCCCUUCUGACUCGGAGACAAAGGACAUGGGUUUUUGCUCAUGGCUGAAAUCUCUUUACCAUAUGAAGGACGAGGAGAUCCGCAGCAAGUGCGGCAUUGACUCCGUCACAUACCUGUCCUUCCAGCGCCAUAUCAUCCUGCUGAUGACCGUGGUGUGCCUGCUUUCUCUGGCUGUCAUCCUGCCGAUCAACUUUUCUGGGAAUCUCUUAGGAGACAGUCCUGAGAACUUCGGUAGAACAACACUGGCUAAUGUUAGCGCACAGGACAGCUUCCUGUGGCUGCAUGCCAUAUUUGCUUUAGUCUACUUCCUCGUCACGUUCCUAUGUAUGGCUCACCACUCGAUACGGCUGCAGUACAGAGAAGAUGAGAAGGUUGCAAGAACACUGAUGAUCACGUGCAUACCCAGAGAUAUCGCUGACCCAGGACUGAUUACAAAACAUUUACAUGAAGCCUAUCCCAGCUGCACCGUCACUGAUAUCCGCUUCUGUUUUGAUGUCAACAAACUGAUGAGGCUGGACUUUGAGAGGCGCAAGGCCAUGAAAGGAAGACUGUAUUUUGCCACAAAGUCCCAAAAGGAGGGGAAGAUUAUGAUCAAGACUCACCCCUGUGCACAGAUAUUCUGCUGUGACAUAUGUGGAUUUGAAAAGGUGGAUGCAGAACAAUACUACAGCGAAUUAGAGGAGAAGUGGACAGAUGAGUUCAAUGCUGAGAAGAACCGCAUCUCCAUGAAGAGGCUGGGCAUCGCCUUCGUGACGUUCCGGGAUGAAAGGAUGACUGCUGUAAUCGUGAAGGACUACAGUAGAGUGCACUGUCGUCGAAGACCACAGCAGUCCAGCAUCACCACUGUGGUCCAGUCUCACCAAUGGGGCAUCCGCUACGCACCCGCUCCCAGUGAUAUCAUCUGGGAAAACCUGUCAGUCUGUGGAUCUCGCUGGUGGCUUCGCUGCAUCCUCCUCAACAUCCUCCUCUUUCUGCUGCUCUUCUUCCUCACCACUCCUGCCAUAAUUGUCAACACCAUGGAUAAGUUCAAUGUCACCAGGCCUGUGGAGAGUCUGCAGAGUCCUAUCAUCACUCAGUUCUUCCCAACCCUCCUGCUGUGGGUGUUUUCAGUACUGCUGCCCUUUAUUGUCUACUACUCAGCCUUCUUUGAGUCCCACUGGACCAGAUCCGGUGAGAACCAGGUCACAAUGCACAAGUGCUUUUUGCUUCUGGUUUUUAUGGUCCUCAUCCUGCCCUCUCUUGGUCUGUCCAGUUUAGACCUGUUUUUCACUUGGCUUUUUGAUGUCAACUUUCUGGAUGAAAAGGACGUCAAAUUCCAGUGUGUGUUCCUCCCCGAUAACGGUGCGUUCUUUGUCAACUAUGUGAUCACAUCCGGGCUGAUUGGCACCGCCAUGGAGCUACUUCGUAUCCCGGCACUGACGGUGUACGGCCUUCGACUCUGCUUUGCAAAGUCCCAGGCUGAGCGCAUUCAUGUCAAGCGGAGUCAGACCUACGAGUUCCAGUUUGGCCUGGAGUACGCCUGGACCAUGUGUAUCUUUGCCGUCAGUGUGACCUACAGCAUCACAUGCCCCAUUAUUACACCCUUUGGUCUGCUUUAUGUUAUCCUGAAGCACAUGGUGGACCGAUACAACAUCUACUAUGCAUACAUUCCCACCAAGCUCAACCAGCGCAUCCACAGAGCCGCCAUCCAUCAGGUCGUCUUGGCUCCCAUCCUCUGUAUCUUCUGGCUGCUCUUCUUCUCUGUACUCAGAUUAGGUGCGGUCCAUCCCAUUACUCUGUUUACGUUAGUGUCCCUGAUCUUCUCUAUCGCCAUCUCGCUUUUCCGCUUGUGCCUUAAGAAGCAACCAGACAAGUCAACCAGCUAUCAGAUGUCCAAUCAGCCGACAGAGCGAACAUUCACUGAUACAGACAGGAGUACCGUUACUUCAACCACAGCUUCCAGUCUCUUUGUGGCAUCCGUCCUGCUGGAACCAGAGCUCGCGCUGACCCCCAUGCCUUCCCCGGCCCACCACAGCUAUGGCGCCAUGGCCAGCUCCCAGAGUUCAAGCCACGGGCCGGCAGAAGACGAAGAAGAAGAUGAGGAGGGAACGGAAGACCACAUUCAGACCCGUGAGACUCAGCUCCAAGACCCCCCUGACACUAACUGCUCCAGCCCACUUAUGGACAGCCCAGUGGGCCGCCAGUGACACCAAUCGUCUCCUGAAAGCUGAUUUCCAUGUGGACGUCGUGCUGCUUUUCUCCACUUGACUUCAGACUCCAACUCAGCUGCCUCAGAUCAACAGCGGAGACUCGGCUUUUUGAGAUGCGAACACAGGAACAGGAUCCCCGUCGUCACAUCCAGAAUAUGUCUUUCUACACCAAAAUACAUAUCUAUCAAGAUUAUUAACAAAAUAUCCAUCUGGGGUUUUUCUCCAAGUGAUGGAAGGGAAACUGUCUAUAGGAUCGCUAUACACAUCAUGGCCCUUGGUGCAUGAGUGGAGGUGAAAGAUCCCACCAGAGUGGGUGGUGUGAUCAGGCUCGCCCCGCCAGACUGACUGAGCGGUCCGGGCUCGGGUGAUAUCUUCUUAGUGGCGGCCAGAGCUUGGCGAGGCUGAGGGGGAGGGCAGCGAGUUGCGAAGCCAUCUGCAGUGAGAGAGCUGACAGACGGAGGGUGCAGUGGAACGCCGAGAUGUACUGUAAGAUAUGGACGCUCUGCCCAGGCACAAGCAGCGUCUCUCUACCUGAAGCUUCUAUGACUUACUUCAGCAUUUAUUUUGGCAGGCGUACUGUAUGUGUGCUGUCCGUGACAUUAUGCCUUGAUCUUUGACUUGCAGUUCUUAGUAGGGAUGCUACCAUCGGGGUUUUAUGCUGCCGAUUCGGCCCAUACAGAUACAAAUCACAUGGCUUAAAAUGGGAGACAUGAGUUCGAUUCCACACUCUGCUAUCUCUGUGUGGAGUUUGCAUGUUCUCCCCGUGCAUGCGUGGGUUUUCUCCGGGUACUCUCACAUUCCAAAAACAUGCUAGGUUAUUUGGCGACUCCAAAUUGUC
Doryrhamphus excisus (bluestripe pipefish) is the source of this 4108-nucleotide messenger RNA. Lineage: Eukaryota; Metazoa; Chordata; Actinopteri; Syngnathiformes; Syngnathidae. The record is from RefSeq and is a predicted model, not a curated record.